AAAUUGUUAUUAAAAACUUAUUGAGAUCUAUACCUUUUCACGGGGAACAGCCAAUCUAUUAGAUCGGCAGCUGACACUAUGUUAACACGCUACUGCAGUUGCGAUGCAUAUUAUUUAAAUAGAAUUUACGUUAAUAAACGGUGAUGGAAAUAGUGAGUGUAAAUUAAUACUUAUGUUAAUUAUAUUGCGUGCGUUAUACCUGGUGUCACACGAUUUCGUCGUGCGUGAAUUCGUGUAAUCUAAGUUUGUCUAUAAUAUACGUCGACGAUAAUAAUAAUUUAAAAAUCAUUUUUAAUCAUUAACUUUGUCGUUCUUUGCCUUCGGUGUCGGGAAAUCUAUCGUCACUCGCGUACAUGAUUAUUUCAUAAAGGCCCAACAUAACUCAAUUGGCUAUCGAUCAUGGGAUGGACGUUCUGCUGGUUGGCAGAAACCCAGACAAGCUACGAGCCGUUGCCGGAUUGAUAAGAAAAGAAUCAUCCGGUCGGCGACGGGUGAUGACGGUAGUGGCGGACUUUGCGGAAGAUCCAGUGGCGCGGAACCGGGCGGYCAUCGACGUGGGAGAGCCGGAAGCUAGAGACUGCGGUGACCUACCAAAACAGCAGGAAGGUGACCAGGAUGACGACGUGGGCGACCGGUGUUUCUGCGACAGCGAUGGACAACAAUCGGCCCGUCGCCAAUGCCCCCUAUGGUAUCGGCGUCUGAGGACUGUGAUCGAAGGCCGUUUACAAACGGACGGCGGGGUGGGUGUGCUCGUGAACUGCGCAGGCGCGUGUUAUCCGCAUCCCGAGUUCUUUGCCAGUAUGACAGCUGAUGGUAAUGCUGGAACCGGGGACGGUGACGGGCCUAUGCAGUUCAAUGCCGACUUUUGCUGCAAUGCAGACGUGGCCGUCCGGUGUAACGUGGCAGGGGCAGUGCAUGCGUGUCGCCUUGUGCUGCCCAACAUGUUAGCUCGUGGACGGGGCCUGGUGAUCAACGUGGGUAGUGCAUCAGCGUCCAUGCCACCAGCCGUGCCACUGAUGACCUUGUAUGCUGCCACAAAGAAAUUUCUGGAAAAGCUGUCUUCCGACCUGGACGAUGAGUGUUUAUACUUGACCAGAGGGUAUACAGAUGGAAACGAUAGUCACGGUGUCCGUGUGCAGUGCGUCCGACCCGCAUACGUGGCCACGGCCAUGCUGCGAUCAGCCAAUCCAGAUGUCCGCGUUKUACCCGGUUCCGAGGACGAGGACGAAGAGGAUGAUGACGAUGACAACUACGGUGAAGGGUGUUGGUGGGCUUCCAAGAGAAAGCGCGUGGAGGAUCGUGUCCAGCGGUGGCUGGUUCCGUCAGCUCGUCGUUGGGUUCGGUCCGCGUUACGCCAAGGAGGACGAUUAUACGCUCGUGGUCCAGGUUCGGGGCCCGCCAACUAUACCGGAUACUGGCCUCACACUUUGAUGGUAUGGUGCGCGCGGUUGGCUAGCGCUGUGACGCCUCGUCGGUGGUUUGUCGACCGAGUGCUGAUCCCGGGCAUGCUCGUGUACCGUGCCAAGGGUCGAGCAGCCAUCGCGGCGACGGUGAGGCGGACAUAAUCUGCCUUGGGAGGUCGUGACAGUGAGGGGGUGAUGGCAGGACAAAAUCAGGACAACAAAAAUACAAAUCGGUAUCAUCAUCAUCAUCAUCAUCAUCGGCAUCGUCAUCAUCAUCGUCGUCGUAUACAACAUCCUGAAUUCCUGAUGUAGUGGCGAUCAGUGACAGCUGCGUCUGAGGGCCACAACACACUGCCGUGGUGGUCAAACAACAACAGCAGCGGGAAACGGAGGCGGUGGAGGGGUUUAUAGAUCUCUAUACAUAUAUUAUUCACGCACAUCGCACACUAUAAAUUACCUAUUCAAAUUUUCAUAACACUUGAAGGCAUUAUAUAAUAUAWACAUAUAAAUAUAUAGGUGCCUAAGUGUCUUCUGUAGUUCACACUUUCACAGUAUCUCGAGUUGAAAAGCCCUGCUGAAUGUAUUUUUAUUUAUUUAUUUUUAUUUCAGGUUCCAAAAUAUGUAAUUCUCGCCCUUAAAAAUUAUUCAUAGUAACUUAUCAUAUUUUUAAUAAACAUUUCAGGUAUCAAAAUUUAUAUUGUUAUAAUUAACUUUCAAAAAAAUCUUGUGGAUUCAUCACCUACCAAAAAUAAAAUAUUCUGGUUACCUCGAAUUCCUAUUACAUACAUUCUUAAUUUAAAAUUUCAUUUGUACCCUUGUUAUACUAUUUUAUUAAGAUAUUUUGUCAUACAUUAAAAUCAUUGUUUUUUAUCUUGAAUACUGCAUUGUCAAUUUUUCUGCACGCGUAUUUAACACGCAUAUAAUAUAUUAUUAUGUAUCUUUUAAAUAUUUAAAUCAAUUUAUCGAGUUAUCGAGUUAUUAUAUGCACUGUUUUUUAUUCAWCCGCACAAAAUUGUUUUAAAUUUUAUUCGCUUAGCUUUUACUAUUCUUAUUAUUAUAUACACAAAYAUUAUAUUUAUCUUCAAUUACACUUACUGUCUGAAAUA
Molecule: messenger RNA, 2509 nt
Organism: Diuraphis noxia (Russian wheat aphid)
Lineage: Eukaryota; Metazoa; Arthropoda; Insecta; Hemiptera; Aphididae
Cellular component (GO): endoplasmic reticulum
Molecular function (GO): oxidoreductase activity
Source: RefSeq, a predicted model, not a curated record